AUGUCGGUAGCAUCAGAUUCAUACUUCGGCACUAUGCAGCCAAACUCCAACCAAUACUUCUGGGACAAUCGCUCCUACCAACACCUGCAGCAGCAACAGCAGCAGCCACAGCACAUGACUCCUCAAUUUCCGCCACUGCAAUCAUAUCCUUCUUCUGCAAUCCCAAUUGACUAUGGCGGUCAUCCCAGUGGACCGAUGCAGGGCUAUCAUCAAGAUUCAGCCCCCUCUUCUGCCUACAUUCCUUCAUCUGCUGGCGCUCGUCAACAUUAUUCUCGCAGGUCCUCUCACCACUCUCCUAUGAGCUCCCAAGCAGCUUCAUUAAUCUCUGAUCCUGUCUUCUCUCCUGCCGACUCCCUAACUACCUCAGACGCAGACCGUCAAGUCAGAGUGAUAAGCUCACGGCCUCGACCCCAAUGUUGGGACCAUGGCUGCAAUGGCCGUGAGUUCUCUACUUUUAGCAAUCUCUUGCGACACCAGCGUGAGAAGUCAGGAGUGGUAGCAAAGGCAGAGUGUCCGAUUUGCAGAGCAGUGUUCACUCGCACAACAGCACGCAACAUCCACGUGGCACAAGGCAAGUGCAAAGGGACUGGACGAGAAUCAUCGUCGGAAUAA
This is a messenger RNA of Penicillium taxi, 612 nucleotides long. RefSeq lists its product as uncharacterized. Bases 1 to 612 code for a protein of 203 amino acids. The record is from RefSeq and is a predicted model, not a curated record. The transcript has 3 exons. NCBI's taxonomy places the organism in Eukaryota, Fungi, Ascomycota, Eurotiomycetes, Eurotiales, Aspergillaceae.